AUGCGAUCACCUUUUCAACGGCGUGGCCCUUCGGCUCGCCAAAGCCAUAGCCUAGGCCCCGUUUUGGGUCCCAGCCUUAUGGCUUUAGCAGCUUUGGCGCCUUCUUUAACACAAGCCAUUACAUUCAACUCAAUACCUUCGCCAAAUCUAGACUUUUCGAACUUGGGCAGGAUCGGCAUAGUUGGUGAUUAUGAUGGUAUAUCACUUUACGAGUAUGAGGGACAGAACGAGAGCCCUCGUAACUCGAACGGAAGCGAGUCGCUUCUGGCUCAGAUGCCUAACGGUGCUUUCGCUCCGAUAAUAUCCAGCGACGCCUCGAUUAGAGCCAUGUGCUCGUUCCAGCUUAGUAAUGGAGAAAUGCAAGGAGUGGUAAUAGGCGGUAAUUUCACGAGUUUGGACGGCACACAGUCAAAGGCGGUUGCGAUAUUCAACCCCAACACGACCGAGAUCACUCCGCUGGAUGGAAUCGAGGGUGAAGUCAACGCUCUGUACUGCGACCAGGAACGAGACACUGUCUAUGUGGGUGGUAAUUUUAAGGGUGCUAACUCCACCAACGCGAUCGCCUGGGUUGGUACAGAUGGAUGGACAAACUUACCGUUCGCCGGUUUCAAUGGUCCCGUCAAGGCCAUCACAAAAGCUUCUAACGGGCAUAUCAUCUUUGGUGGCACUUUCACAGGUUUAGGAAACUCGAGCGCACCCAGCCAGUCAGCCAGUCAAGUUAUCAACCUUUCUACAGCGAACAUUACGGAUGAUAAUGGCUCUUCGGAAACCGAUCCCAAGGACAUUGUCUGUCCCGGAUCGAAGUCGAGUCCUUGGCUAUUGCAAGACGACACAGCUGGAUACUGGGAAGCCGAUUUCGGCUUCGGCUUCGCACCUACCAAGCUCAGGCUUCGCAAUACACAGCAGGAUGGCCGCGGCACCAAGACCUUUCGUUUCGUCGCUUAUCCUAUCGAUGGUAUCAUGAACUUGACAUAUGUCGACCCAAACAGCGGCAGUAACGUCACUUGCACUAGCGAGUGUCCACUUCCCGAGGGCGACGAUUAUCAGGAUUUCACCUUUGUCAACCGUGUUGGUAUGAACAGGUUUCGUCUCGCCGUUUCCGAAUGGUACGGCAAAGGAGGUGGUCUUCAAAGUAUCGAGCUGUUCCAGAGCGACAUCUAUGCUUAUGCAAUCUCUGACUUCAAUGAGCCAAAGUGUGGUGGAGUUAAGAGCCCAGCUUCAGCUACCCACACUGGUCCUUGGAAGGUCUCUCCAUCCUUGGAAAGCAGUUCUAAGUAUCUAACUGCCGAACUUGAUGGCGACUACGAUCCCGAAUCUGUCUCCGUUACUUUCUAUCCUAACAUUAUAGAAUCUGGCAACUACUCUGUUAAUAUUUACACACCAGGUUGUCAAGCUGACGAGACUUGCGAGACCAGAGGUCGUGUGAAUGUUACCGGAAUCAUGUCAGGCGAUGAUGACAAGGAUACUAAUUUCACUUCGACAUUAUAUCAGACCAAUUACUUUGACAAGUAUGAUCAGAUCUAUUUCGGAUAUAUUGAGAAGAACUCGGGCUCUUUCAAGCCUUCUGUCACUCUUCGUCCCCUUGCUGGUCAAGAUGUUGACACUCUUACUAUUGUUGCUCAGCGAGUCGAGUUCACUCUCACCAAUUCCACUGGUGGUCUGAACGGCCUGUUUGACUUCGAUCCUGAUCAGGCAGUUGUCAACGCUUCAAGUCUCAUGAACUCACCAAUCAACAAACUCGGCUCCAGUUUCGACAAAGCCUCCGGUGUGAGUAUUCUGGUUACGGACAGCAAUACUACCUACGUUGGCGGUAACUUCACCUCCAAAGAUCACGACAACAUCCUCGCUAUUAUCGAAAAUGACGAUGUCAAGGAACCUGGUGGCGGCUUGAAUGGCGAGGUCUUUGCCAUGUAUCUCAACGAUACACAACUCUACGUUGGUGGUGACUUUUCUAAUACCGAGAAUGGACCCGUGACUGGCUUGGAUAACAUAGCUGUUUACGACACUAAGGAGGACAAGUGGAACGCAUUGGGAGCGGGCCUUGACGGUCCUGUCAAGUACGCUGUGCCUUUAAUGAUCAACAUCACCGCGGAUACGCCCGAAUUGGUCAUUGCAUUCACCGGCGAGUUCACCUCAUGCAACGCCUUUGACGAUUUCAAGGCCCUCUCAGUCGAUGGAUUCGCUAUUUGGGUUGCAUCCAAGGCCAACUGGCUGCAAAACCUUGAUGGCAACUAUCCUGCUUUCAGUGGAUCACUCACAGCUGCUGCUCUCGACGUCCCUAUGGAUGGCGGUUCUUUCUACGCCGGUGCGCUCUCGUCUGCACAACUCGGUAUAAACGGCGCUGCCACCCUCUCCGACGAGGGACUUGGCCAGUUCCCUCUCAAGAUCCGAACACCUUCGCCGUCGUCCAACUCCUCUGCUCUGAGUCGUCGAGAUGUUACUUCGUUCAACAAGAACACCACUGGUGUAGUAACGGGUAUCUUUUACGAUGAUAACGACUACAACAUCACUGUUCUCGCAGGCCACUUUACGACCGAGUCGACAAAGGGCGAAGAGAUCCAGAACAUCGUUCUCCUUGAGGAGGACACUGUCAUUGGACUUGGCUCCGAUAUCUCGAACAGUUCCACCUUCGUCGCUCUCGCUGUCCGUGAAGGUGUCCUGUUUGCCGGUGGUGACAUUAGUGGCACAAUUGACGAAACUGAGAUCCGUGGUCUCGUCUCCUACAAUCUGGAAUCGAAAUCCUUCAACUCGCAGCCACCAUCCGUAUCGGGAGCAAACAGUACUGUCGCUGCUAUCGCCGUUCGUCCCGGCGACUCUGGUGACAUUUACGUUGGCGGCUCGUUCGACACUGCAGGUGCCUUGGACUGCCCUGGUCUCUGUACCUACAACGUCAACUCGGGCCAAUGGAACCGUCCAGGCAGUGAGCUCGAGGGCACCGUCUACAGUCUACUAUGGCUGAGCAAAAACCAGUUGGUUGUAGGUGGUGAGCUUGGUGGUAAUGGGUCUGAUCAACGUUCCCUCGCCAGCUGGGACGCCAACUCGGAGUCCUGGUCCAACUUUCCUGGCUCUGAGGACAUCCAUGGCCCUGUUACAGUCAUAUCCCCUGGAUCUAGUGACAACGACCAGCUCUGGGUGUCGGGCACUUCUCUCAAGGACGAUUCGGUCUUCGUCAUGAAGUACGAUGGCGAGAAGUGGCAUACGGUUAAACCCUCCCUAUCCUCAGGCACUAUCAUCCGCGGCCUACAGGUCUUUUCUGUGACUGAGAAUCACGAAGACUCUGACACGUUGGAUAAGAACCAGGUCUUGAUGCUGACAGGUUCUAUCGACAUUCCCGACUUUGGGGUGACCUCGGCAGCUAUCUUCAACGGCACAGCUUACCAACCAUACGCUUUGACGAUUAAGGCAGGUGACGGCCCGGGUACCAUCGCCAGCAUAUUCUCUCAGAGGGAUAGUUUCUUUACAGAAGAGAAGCGCAUGGCUUUGGGCUUUGUUGUCCUUAUCGGCCUAGGUAUCGCACUUGGACUGAUGCUUCUUCUCGUCCUUUGCGGUAUUAUUCUAGACCGCAUCCGCAAGAAGCGCGAGGGUUAUGCUCCUGCUCCUACUUCCAUGUAUGAUCGAGGCAGUGGGAUGCGACAUAUCCCACCUCACGAGCUCCUCGAGUCUCUUGGCCACGGCCGAGGUGGUGCGGCACCGCGCGUCUAA
Fusarium sp. VM40 is the source of this 3702-nucleotide messenger RNA. The record is from the annotation of a GenBank genome assembly. NCBI's taxonomy places the organism in Eukaryota, Fungi, Ascomycota, Sordariomycetes, Hypocreales, Nectriaceae.